This is a messenger RNA of Trypanosoma cruzi, 2991 nucleotides long. RefSeq lists its product as uncharacterized. The coding region runs from base 1 to 2991 and encodes 996 amino acids. The transcript has a single exon. Gene Ontology annotation, biological process: endonucleolytic cleavage in ITS1 to separate SSU-rRNA from 5.8S rRNA and LSU-rRNA from tricistronic rRNA transcript (SSU-rRNA, 5.8S rRNA, LSU-rRNA). The record is from RefSeq and is a predicted model, not a curated record. NCBI's taxonomy places the organism in Eukaryota, Euglenozoa, Kinetoplastea, Trypanosomatida, Trypanosomatidae. Gene Ontology annotation, cellular component: 90S preribosome; nucleolus.
AUGCUCAAGAAGGAUCUUUUCGCAAAUUCUUCCUCUUCCAACGACGAUGGCGACGAGGAAGAUGAAGAAUUGGCACAGCAGAUGGUUACCGCCGCCAUGCGUGAGCGGCGCCGUGACCCACACGCGUAUGCCCCUUUUUCUGGAAAGAAUAAAAUGUCGUCUGUUGGCACCGCACCCCAAAAAGCGAGGAGCGAUUCGGAAUCCACGGACAGCAGCGGCAGCCGUGACGGUGACACGUGGAAAGAAGAGCGGCGGCCGAUGUUUCAGGCGGACGUGGAAUCCAUGAGUAAAAUUAAAAAGACGAAGAGGAAUGGCAUUAACAACACGACGGCUGACGGUGACGAUGGUGGUAUUCGUAUCAACCAGCAGUACGCGGCGAAGUACGAGGAGGUCAAGCGGCGGAAGGAGAUUCAGCAGCUCACCGAAAAGUACGGCAAACGACUCCGCCUUAACGGAGGCGAGGAGGAGGAGGAGGAUGAGGAUGAAGAAGACGAAGAGGACGAUGAAGCGGUACUGUUGACCGAAGAAAAGGAGUUGGCAUUUGCCAGGGCGUUUCUUGCCAUUCGUCAGUCGGCCGUUAAACAAGCGGGGAAGCAGAAACACGGCAACGACGAGAAGAAAGGGAUUGAUGCCUCAUCUACACAUGGCGACGGAAACAGAAAUGCGGAGGACGGUACGGAUGACCCGCUUGGGCCGCAGAAUGUUUUUUUCCCACCGACAGAGGAGCAGGUACGUGAAAACACGGAGAUCUUCACGCAGUCCAUCGCAAAGAAGCGGCAGCAGCGGAAGAAGUUUACCCUCGCCGAUGAAUACCGGCGGGGGGUUGUCACGGGGGUUGAGACCCACGCGAGUGGCCGUGAAGGUAACGACGAUGACGAGGGCCGUCAUCCGCCGCAGGGGAACCGACGCAUUCAGCCGCGGACCGCCAAGGAGCGUGCAUUGCGUGAGUCCUUUCUGAAGAGCGUCGCGGAAAGCACGGAGACAUUUGAUGUGCAGCUUGUUGACGCCGCCAUGCAGACGGGGGAGAGGGAGGCGGAGCACACAAGUUCUUCAGAGGCGAGGCGGUUGCUGCAGGGGGCCUUUUCGAUCCGUGAAGCAGACACAUCGAAUCCUGCGAACGAAGAUCCCGAUGAAGCAUUUCUUCGUGAGUUUUUUGUGGAAGAGCUUUGGAAACCAGAGAACAACAAGAAACGAAAGCAAAAGGUGUUGAAUCGCGGGGAUUAUGAGAAUGGCUCUCAUGCGGAAGCUGAAGAAGAAGAAGAGGAGGAAGAGGAAGAAAAGGGGAACAACUACGCUGCGUUGGCUGAGUUAGCACAGGCAGAGGAGGAUGAGCGUUUCUACGCGGAAGCAGAGCUGUGGGAGCGCGCCUAUCAGGACCGCGCCUACCGUCAUCAAGAGGAGGAGGCCGAUCAUGUACAGACCUUCCCGCGCGCUAUUGGCGAGCAUGCCGCCGGUAUAAUGCGCAAAAGUGUUAAGUCCUCGCGAAAAGAUGCCCGUAUGCGCAGGCUAGAGAGGAUCAAGGAGUUGCGGGAGCAACAGGUAGCGGAGCUGCGUCGGCUUAAGACAUUGAAACGACAGGAAAUUGAGUCUCAGCGGGCACUCAUUGCCUCCGUUGCGGGCAUUAGGGGGAACCAGGGUAGCGAUAUUUGUAAUAAGAAGGAAAAGAAGAAGUUGCGUGGAAAUGAAGAUCAGGACGAGGAAGCAGCGAUGGCUCGUCUGCGGGAAUUGUGGAGCGAGAAGGAUCUGGAGGAAGAGUUUGAUCCACAGAAGUUUGACAAGAAGAUGGCGCAGAUUUUUGAUGAUGCUUACUAUGAUGAGAAUAAUGUAGACGAGGAGGAAAUGGCCCUUUUUGAAGAAGGAGAAGAAGAGGUGGGAACAAUGAAAGAUGGCGAUGAUGAUGAUGAUGGCAGGGGCAAAGAUGAUGCAGUUGGAGAGAGGGGUAGCGAGGAAGAGGAGGAGGAAGUAGAACCGGAGUGGUACAAGGCCCAAUCGCUGGAAGAGGCCGUGGCAAUGACAAGGAAAAAGACACCGAACAGGAAGCCGAACAAGCAUGAUGGCAUCCAUGUUGUCGACGAUGCGCUGGCAUUAUUGUACCCGUCGGUUUCCUUGCAAGCCGAAGAGACGGCUUCGUUUUCGGGGCGCCGCGAACACAUUGAGCAUAUGAUCCGUGAGAACAAGAAAAAGAAGGGUGAGAAGGGCCAUGAAACUGACGGCAAGAAGGAGGAGACAUUGCGGCAGUUGCAGGAGGACCUAGAAAGGAAGGAGAAAGAGUACUGGCAACUGCACCACGACUCCACGCUGGACCAAGGCGCGAUCAAGACACGAUUUAAGUAUCGUCAGGUGGCUCCCGAAGACUUUACGCUCACGGUGGAGGAAAUUCUCUCUCGGGAUGACCGUCAGCUCAACAUGCUGGUCCCAAUGAGUUGCUAUGCGGCGUACCUUCAAGAAGAUGCGAACCGGCGGGAUCGUUUGAAGAUUGAGCGAAGACGGCAACGCGGAUUUCGCGAGGUUGACCCCACGCGCAGCUCUCGCCGCUACGGCGAUGUCUCCAAGACGGCAUUGGUGGAUGUCAACAUGACGGAGGAAGAGGGAGAAAAGUGGUCCAAAGAAGUCCGCGGUGGUCUGCGCCGGUUACGUGAAACAGUUACGCUGGGAGAAGAUGCGGACAUGACGGGGGUUGAUGGGAACGGCCGUGGGAAGGGUGCGACAACGUCUCAAAAAUCAUCACCACCACCACAACAGCAGCAGCAGCAGCAGCAGCAGGGGAGGACUCACCAUUCCAAGAAGGCGCGGUACGAAAGAGAAGAAGGUGGUGGGCAGACACGUCAAUACCUCCACUACCAGCAGCAGCAGCAGCAGCAGCAGCAGCACACCCAAGAAAGAGAGGGUAUGAGACGCGGUGGUGGACGUGGGCGUGCCACGAAGGGAGGUGGUGCGUCGCACAUUGCACGUGGUAACGGCGGUUCUGCUCGCAUGAGAGAAAGAAACUGA